Molecule: messenger RNA, 504 nt
Organism: Cokeromyces recurvatus
Lineage: Eukaryota; Fungi; Mucoromycota; Mucoromycetes; Mucorales; Mucoraceae
Exons: 3
Coding region: 1-504 (167 amino acids)
Source: RefSeq, a predicted model, not a curated record
AUGUCAGAAUUAUUUUGUCAACUAUGUGUUGAUUGGAUUGGAGGUCGUGAAGCAGAUUUAGCUGAACAGUAUCAAGCUCAAUUGAUAACGACUCUAUAUGCAAAUCAACUCCAUCAUAAUACAGGAUCUACUACUUUAUCAUCACUUUUUGAUGAUUUACUAGCACUUAAAACAAUUCGACAAUACGAAAGACAGUUACGUUGGAAGGAUACUCCACAACGUAUCAUGAAUAACCCAGCGGGUUUUUGUUUCAUUUCCUCGAGCUGGAUGGCUGAAUGGGAAAUGUUUGUUGAAGGUUGGAAAACGAAACCUCCCAUUCACGUACAAAUCGAUCAAACGUCCCUCUUAACUUCAAUUGCUAGUCAGUUAAACACAAAGGGGGUUAAUCUUUUUCAUUUUAAUUCUUUUGCAAAUGUUAUGAUCAUUUCCAAUGAUACUUGGGAUUACUUAUCAAAACAUUAUACUGUGAAAGGAAAGCAAAUCACUGAAGGUGAACUGAUUUAA